CUGAUUUCGACAUUUUCAGGUUCUUUCACGUCCGGCGUGUUCCGUGGCAGUACGCGUGUUGAGAAGACGCAGAUUUAAUUAAACAAAAAGAUGGUAGCCAAGAAGAAGCAGAAGAAGUCCCAGGAUGGCAUCAACGCCAGAUUGGCUCUGGUCAUGAAGUCAGGAAAAUGUGUUCUGGGCUACAAACAGACGCUUAAGUCGCUUCGGCAAGGCAAAGCAAAAUUGGUCAUCAUAGCCAACAACACACCUCCUCUAAGGAAAUCAGAGAUCGAAUAUUAUGCCAUGUUGGCCAAGACUGGUGUCCACCACUAUAUGGGAAACAACAUAGAAUUAGGUACCGCAUGCGGAAAAUACUUUAGGGUAUGCACCCUUUCUAUAACAGACCCAGGAAACUCUGACAUCAUCAAGUCUAUGCCCAUGGGUGAUCAGGCAUAAAUGUAUAUUUUUUAUUAAAUAAAAAUAUAAAAAAGAUUUUA
Megalopta genalis is the source of this 476-nucleotide messenger RNA. RefSeq names its product ribosomal protein L30 (gene RpL30). Gene Ontology annotation, molecular function: RNA binding; structural constituent of ribosome. Lineage: Eukaryota; Metazoa; Arthropoda; Insecta; Hymenoptera; Halictidae. Gene Ontology annotation, cellular component: cytosolic large ribosomal subunit. The record is from RefSeq and is a predicted model, not a curated record.